CCGCUAGCGAGGUGGAAAUUACAAAUGAGGCCAUUAAUUUGUGACAGGGUUUAAAAGCUAGGGUUUUCUACGUAGUUGUCCGAAGAAUGUAUGUGUACCAGCCCUAAUUUUCAAUUCGAUCACAAUCAGAACCAGCCCAAAAUCUAAGCAAACAAAGCUCCGGCAACGACAAGAACAGGGUUUGGGCUUUGGUGUUUCGCCUUCGUCUAUGGUUUGUUGAUCAGAUUGAGCUGUCUUCUGCUAUGCCUGCUACUGCUAUCCUGCCAUUAUUACUUCUGUUUUGGAUCGGAUUCUCUUAACUGAUGUCUCCUGCUAAUGACUACUGCAUUAGACAUUUCGAAUUUCUGAUCGUCUGUGCGGUGAAGCGUCGGCUAGUAGUCCCUAACAGGAGUUUGCAAAAUGUCAAGUGGGACUGGGCUCGAAAAUCUAGUAGAUCAAACAAUUUCUGUGAUAACAAAUGACGGGCGCAACAUAGUGGGUGUGUUAAAAGGUUUUGACCAGGCUACGAACAUAAUUCUUGAUGAAUCUCAUGAACGCGUUUACUCAACCAAGGAAGGUGUCCAGCAACUUGUGUUAGGUCUUUACAUCAUCAGAGGGGACAACAUAAGCAUUGUGGGGGAGAUUGAUGAAGAACUGGAUGCCGGCCUUGAUUUGUCAAAACUGAGAGCUCAUCCUCUAAAGCCUGUUAUCCAUUGACGGGCAGUUAUUUGCUGUGUAACGACUGUAUGUACGUGAAUUGGAUUUAGAUGAGUAAGAUCGGUUUGGAUGUUGUAUGAUGCACUAAAUGCACUUCUUACGAAGAGGGGUUUUUGAUAUUUUGUUUUCCAUAUUUAUGUGGUGUUUAAGUUGUUUCCCCGAAAGGAAAGGGAAAAAGCAGAAUGGUCGUCUUUGAAUUGACAAAAUUUUGAUAAUUAAAUAGCAAAUCCGUUCGAGCAGCCAAA
Molecule: messenger RNA, 941 nt
Organism: Rhododendron vialii
Lineage: Eukaryota; Viridiplantae; Streptophyta; Magnoliopsida; Ericales; Ericaceae
Product: sm-like protein LSM8
Exons: 8
Coding region: 400-696 (98 amino acids)
Biological process (GO): mRNA splicing, via spliceosome
Cellular component (GO): U6 snRNP; U4/U6 x U5 tri-snRNP complex; precatalytic spliceosome
Molecular function (GO): RNA binding
Source: RefSeq, a predicted model, not a curated record